Molecule: messenger RNA, 1660 nt
Organism: Dimorphilus gyrociliatus
Lineage: Eukaryota; Metazoa; Annelida; Polychaeta; Dinophilidae
Source: the annotation of a GenBank genome assembly
AAUGGCGCUUCACGAUAACGAAUUUGUCAAUUCCUUACACCAACAGGUUAAAGAUAUUAUUCCUGAUCCCAUUGAAAGAGAUGAGCUAUACAAUUAUUUGAAUAUAUAUAAAAGCACGGAGAAUAUUCAACAGUUGAUAAUCAAUUUGUGUAAAGUAGUAAAUUGUCCGGAAAAGCUAGAUGUUUUUAACUUGAUAAGGCCGUACGUUCUACCGCAGGAUCAAUAUGUAUACGAUCUACAAGCGCCAAUCCCCAAAUCGGGAUAUAGAAAUAUCAUUUUAAAGCGUAUAAAUAGCUCGGAUAGUUUGGGAUUUACUUUCCGCGGAGGGUUUCAAAAUAGCGUAGGCGUUUAUGUAUCAUCAGUUGCAAAAAAUUCCCAAGCCGAAGAAAAAGGUUUAAAAGCCGGUGACGAAAUUAUAAGCAUGAAUGGAUUUACAAUUAAACAAGCUGUUUAUUCCGAGAUAAUGAAGUUGGCUACUUCCUAUAAAGAAAUCUGCUUAAAAAUUAAACAUAUCGGUAUGCUGCCAGUUAAAAGACAUGCGCAAAAUCCGAUACGGUGGGAGUAUGUUGCUAGGCAGGAAAAAAGUUUAUCGAGAAAUAAUGCGUCAACAGAGGAAAUAUGUCUAUUUCUUUAUAUUCCUUUGGAUUCAUCUAUCGGUUGUAGCAUUGCUAGCGACAGGGAGGGGGAAGGAAAUGUAACUGUUCAAGGAAUUAAGGAAGGCUCAGUUGCCGAUAAGGUUGGAUUAAAGAAGGGCGAUACGAUACUAAACGUAAAUGGGACAGAUUUUGAAGGCAUAUCUCACUCUGAGGCAAUUGUUGCUAUGAAAGGCAGCAGACAUCUGAAGAUGACUAUUUGUAGAUCGUUAGAAUCAACAACUACAGGCCAAUUAGAAAGAAGUAAUGAAAUACUAUCAAUGGAACACAAAACUAGCGGAAAAAAUUCAUCAGAUGGCGCUGUGGAGACAAUAAACAGUUUUGAAAAAGAGAUCGUCACACAAAAACCUCAAUAUACUGGAGUAAAAUUCAAUGCAAAUCCACAAGAAUUACACGACUUGGAAAGAGAGGAUAUUACUGAAAAGAGGGAACAGCUUUCUAAUGAGACUCAAUUGCCUAGAAAAAAACCUGAUAGAAUAGUUAUACCGACUGAAAAUUCAAAUUAUGAAUUGUUGCCUACUUCUCCAGUUGCCAAAUCGUAUAUGAGCAAUGAGAGAGCUCCGAGUUUUAAAAUACAAAAACCAGUUUUACUCAGCCCAAUUGGAAAUCGUCAUAGCGUAAUUAAAGAAGAGGCUAGAUUCGAUUUAUCUUUAUUAACAGAUCAACUUUUCCAACCAACACGAUUGUUUACUAAUGAGGAAAUAUCAGGUCGUCACGUGAUACUCUGUAGCGUUCCAAUAACGGGCAGUUUAGGUAUGACACUAGAAGAUCGACUAGGGCACGUAAUCGUAUCGAAUAUUGUUAAUGGAGGAGUAGUUGACAAAUUGAAAAAAAUUGAUAUUGGAGAUGAGCUUUUAGGAUUCGACGAUUACAACGUUUUGAAAAUGGAAUUUGAAAAAGUUGAAAACUUAUUGGCAAACGCUUGCACCGCAAACUCUAAAGAAUAUCUAAGAUUAAUUAUAGCCAAAACCCCAUCAUCAAAUCAAUACUAUGCAGUUGAAAUGUGA